AUGGACGAUCCAGAAAGUGACGCUGGUGAUGCGGACAAUGUCCGAAUAGCGUCCGGGAGGAGCGGAAUUUGGCGGUACUACAGUUUCAGCGUUCCAAACGUGGCAACGCAACAUCGCCGCAUCGCGCAACGCAACAUCGCUACCCUUCCUGAAUCGGCAGCGACGCGUCUGCCGUUGGACAAGAAGAGAGAGCCUGCGCUGAACGCGAAGGUCGCAGAAAUGAUUGCCAAAGAUAUACAACCGUACAGCUUUGUAGAGGAGCCUGGUUUCGUCGCCCUGAUCAAAGAAGCUGUCCCAAACUACGUGAUGCCGGCUAGAACGACGUUCUCACGGCAGGUAAUCCCACGCCUGUAUCACGACAUGCGACGUCAAGUGGAACUGGAACUGUCCAAGGCAUUCGAGAGUGGAACCCCUGCUGCGGCAUUCAGAUGUGACAUGUGGACAUCACAUGCAAAUGACAGUUACAUCAGCCUGACAUGCCACCUCAUGACUGUAGACUAUGAACUAAGAAGGUACACGCUGGCCACGAGGCACAUGACCAAGUCCCACACUGCAUUGAAUCUUUCAUCCAUGCUGCAAGAGCUGUGUUCAGAAUGGCACAUCCCAUCUAGUGUGACAGCCUUCAUUGUAACAGAUAACGGGCGCAACAUGCGGGCAGCCGUCAUGCAGCUACCGUGGAAAGAGCGUGCGUGUUUCGCGCACACCCUGCAGCUCGCAAUUAAUGACGCACUCCCACAGGUACCUGGUCUGACUGAGCUUUGCAAAAAGGCGCGAGCAAUUGUAGGGCAUUACAAGCAUAGCCCAGCACAGAAGCGACUAGAUGAUCUACUCCUCAAUAUGAACAAGCCGACUUUGAAAGUACUCCAGGACGUGCAGACACGCUGGAACAGUCAAUUUGUGAUGUUUUCUCGUCUUCUACAGCUGAGGGAAGCAGUCUCCGUAGAGCUUGCAACUUCUAAUUCAUCAAUCGACUGCUUUACCAGCACGGAGUGGAGGUUGGUGUCAGACAUUGUUGACGUGUUGCAACCAUUUUAUGACGCUACAGUGGAAGUUAGUGCAGACAGAUACCCGACCUUAUCCAUCUUGACGCCAAUUGUGUUUGUCCUGAUGGAAUGCGUCUCACAGCUUCAGCAUGAAUCUACACUGGCCAAAUGUGUCUUUAAAUGCAUGAGGGCACGAUUUGUAGGAUACGAACUUGUCGAAGUUGCCAACAUGACAAUGUUCUUAGAUCCUCGUUUCCGGUGCACACUGUACAGUAGUGACAGCCAGAUGCAACUAUGGCUUGCUGACCAGGUGAUGAAAGAACUGCAGCCAUUUCAAGAAGAGUUCAGUCCCCAGAAGGAUGCUUCCUCAUCAACAGCUCCAACUUCAUCACUGAGCUUGUGGAAUGCAUUUGAAAGACUAAUGGAAAGUUCUGACCAAGGGCAAGCAAUGUCAUUGCCCGAAAGGGAAGUCGGCGAUUACACGAAGGGUGCCCUCCUCAAAAGGAGCGAGGACCCUUGCCGGUGGUGGCAGACUGUCGGACGUUUUAAGUACCCCAUGCUGGCACGGGCUGCUUUGAAGUAUUUGGCCAUCCCAGCAACGUCUGUGCCAAGUGAGAGAGUGUUCUCAAACGCAGGAUGA
This is a messenger RNA of Ornithodoros turicata, 1623 nucleotides long. Its product is annotated as zinc finger BED domain-containing protein 4-like. The transcript has 2 exons. Bases 1 to 1623 code for a protein of 540 amino acids. The record is from RefSeq and is a predicted model, not a curated record. Gene Ontology annotation, molecular function: protein dimerization activity. NCBI's taxonomy places the organism in Eukaryota, Metazoa, Arthropoda, Arachnida, Ixodida, Argasidae.